UAUUUCUAGUGUUUAAAUAGCCAAAUUGACCACACUGCCAGCAGCAGAAGUGUUUUUAUUUUCUGCGCGGAUUUGUGGAUUUGUGGCCCCAAUUUUGGCCCGAGGAACAGGAACAUCCAACAGCCCGCGAUCGCGAUCGGAGCAAUGGCCAACAACCUGGAGUCGCGGGUGGUGGACCUGGGAGUCGCGUGCCUCAUCUGCCUGGCGGAGGAGCCCGAGUCGAGCUCGAUCUACGGCCACGACCCGGAGUCGCCGCACAUGCUCAUCCUGGACAAGAUCCGCUGCUGCACCGGCUUCCAGCUGGCCGGCAUCGCGGCGCAGCUGCAGAACUGGCCGGACAAGAUCUGCAGGCAGUGCCACCUGGAGUUGUCCGUCUCCUAUCGCUUCCACGAGAAGUGCGCCGCCGUCCAGAAGCUAUUCCACUCGGCUGUCGCCUCCUCCUCCUCCUCCUCCUCCGCCACCGCCACCGCUGUCCCCGCCCCGCUGCUCCACGACCAGCAGCAGGAGCAGCUUAAAAUGGAUCUGGUUCAGGCCCAGCUGCGGCUGCCCGCCACACUGAAGAUCAAGCGGCUGGACAUGGACCCCGGCUCAUCCAGCUCGGUCAGCAGUGCCAUAACCACUGCCACGGAGCCCUCCUACUACCAGGAUGUGGUCGAGGAAGAUGAGGAUGCAGACGCCCUAUCGCUGUUGCCCGAGGGAGCAAUGGUUCUGUCCCUGACCGAUCUGCAGGAGCGGGAUCCUAUCAAGGAGCAGCCAGAGGAUGAGGACUCCAAUGAGCAGCAGCUGGAGGAUGAUACCAAGAUGAUGGGCCUCGAUCCCUGGGAUGAUGACAACACCCCGGAGCAUCUGUACGAGAUCGAGACGUCGCUAAUGGAGGAGUCCGUGGCGGACAGCCCGCCUUUGCCGCCACCCCAGCCCAGCAGCCAGCAGAAAAAGCGCUCCUACCGUAGGGUCUCGCCCAUUGCCAAGCGGGAUGGACGGGAUGGGGUGUCGGAGGCGGAUCUGGACGAGGAUUACAAGCCCGCCUCGACGACCAAGCGCCGGUACGAACGCUCGCCGAAGAUCUGCGAUGUGUGCGGCAACACGUACAAGUACCAGCACGCCCUCAAUGCCCACAUGCGGCGGCACAACAACGAGCGGCCUUAUCCCUGCGAGGUGUGCCAGAAGGCCUUCAUCUCGAACGUGGAGCUGCGUCGCCACAUGCGUGUUCAUACGGGCCAGAAGCCAUACAGCUGUCGCUACUGCGAGCGGCGUUUCUCGGACUUUGGAAGCAGCAAGAAGCACGAGCGGAUCCACACCGGCGAGCGGCCAUAUGUGUGCGAGGUGUGCCACAAGGGAUUCGCCUACGCCCACGUCCUGUCCGUCCACCGGCGGACGCACACCGGCAAGAAGCAGUUCCAGUGCACGCAGUGCGACAAGGGGUUCACCAAAAAGAGCUACCUGUCGGCGCACAUGGACCAACACCGCGGAUCGGGGGGCGGCGAGACAUCGGGCUCAUCAACGACCGCUGAGGGAUCCUCUCGCAGCCUGCGUCUGCCCGUCCGGAAGGAGAACGCGCGCAAAGAGCCGGUGCGCAAGCCAAUCCCCGAGGCCUUCUCACUGGACUCCGUGGUGCUGGAGCAGACCAAGGUCCUGGAGGAGUGCAUCGUCGCGAAUGACUUCAUGUUCAAUGAGGAGGAUAAUGCCGAGGAGGAGGAGGAGGACGGCGACCGGGACGAGGUGCUGCAGCAUGAUGAGCCGUAUCCGGAGCCGGACUUCGGCGACGUCGAUGGCUAUCAGAGCGUGCGCUCGGUCAAGGAGCUCGUUGGCGAUCUGCUCGAUUCCGAGGAGUUUGUCGACGAAUCCAAGUACAUGAUAGACUAGUAUUACCCCUUGGACAGUUCUUAACUCUACUAAGGGGCUGUUCUCCUAAUGCAACGGCCCCCAAAACAUCCCCACCCCGUAGCUGUUAGUUCGCGAAAUUUAGAAACGUAAUUCUAAGAAAUCGGUGUAAAUAAAAUGAAAAGAUAUUCAGAUAAA
Molecule: messenger RNA, 2019 nt
Organism: Drosophila suzukii
Lineage: Eukaryota; Metazoa; Arthropoda; Insecta; Diptera; Drosophilidae
Biological process (GO): regulation of transcription by RNA polymerase II
Cellular component (GO): nucleoplasm; nucleus
Molecular function (GO): RNA polymerase II cis-regulatory region sequence-specific DNA binding; zinc ion binding; DNA-binding transcription repressor activity, RNA polymerase II-specific
Source: RefSeq, a predicted model, not a curated record